AUGCAUCUCGUUACAGAUUUUGCAGUCAAAGAGAAGUAUAGCUAUCAUGAAGGGUUUGGAAAUCACUUCCGGUCCGAAGCCGUUCCUGGUGCUGUUCCUGUUCCCAACAACCAUGCUCAACGUCCUCCCCUCGGAUUGCGCACGGAGAAAAUGUCCGGGGCGUCUCUGGUAGGCCCGCGAUCGCACAACUUAUACACAUAUAUGUAUCGCAUCGAGUCCUCGCACGAGCACCACCAAUUCACUCAGUGGAACCAUCAUCUCGAAUAUGCCAAUCCACCCCCAGCCAAGAACCUGACUCCAAAUGCUGUGUCAUGGCCCACCGUUCCAUGGCCAGAAAAGGGAGACUGGAUCUCGCAGCGCUUGGUAGGCAGCAACGGCGAUCCUCAGCAGAAGACGGGCUUAUCCAUCUGGUUCUUUAAUGUCCAUAAGGACAUGGAUCCGCAAACCGUCUUCAGCAGCCUGGACGGCGAGGCUCUUAUCGUCCCGCAGUUCGGCUCGCUGGAUAUCACGACGGAGCUUGGCAAGAUGCUAGUUAGGCACAACGAGAUCGCCGUGAUUCCGCGUGGCAUCAGAUAUCGUGUGACGCUGCCUGAUGGAAAGCCGUGCCGGGGGUACAUCUGCGAGCUCUAUCAGGGCCAUUUCCGUCUGCCUGAACUCGGUAUUAUUGGGACGACCGGCCUGGCCAAUUCCUAUGACUUUCAGAUACCAAAGGCAUCUUUCGAGGGCCGCACGUCGGAAUGGAACAUUGUAUCUCGCCUGAAUACAAAGCUGUGGCGCUGUUCACAGCCUACGAGCCCUUUCAUUGUCGUCGGCUGGCAGGGCACACUCUAUCCGUACAAGUACGAUUUGGCACGUGUCGAUACCAUCACCAACAUCCGCUACGGCCACGCCGAUCCCUCCGUGUUUGUUGUUCUAACAGCUCCUUCGUUUGGCAAAGCCCCCGGCACUGCGGUGAUUGACUUUGCCUGCGUCGGGCCUCGAUGGCAAGUUGCCGAAGGCACGUACCCGCUGCCCUGGUUCCACCGCAACACGAUGCAGGAGUUUGUUCUUGGCAUUAUUGAUGACCAACGUCUUGACACUCCGCUCAACGACCCUAGAGCCGACUUUAGCCCCUUUGCAGCCUUUCUCAACGGGACAAUGGUGACGCAUGGGCCUGAUGAGAAGCAUUACCAGGCCAUGAAGGCAUCGGACACUACUAAGCCAGUUAUAGUGCAGAAUGAAGGCCUCACUUUCGGUCUCUUUGAGUUUGAGUGUCCCCUUUAUUUGACGGAUUGGGCUUUUGAGUCGGCGAAACAGAACUCCAAGAGGCAGUUUUCAGGUCAAUUCAUUGAGACUAAGUAG
Molecule: messenger RNA, 1341 nt
Organism: Trichoderma breve
Lineage: Eukaryota; Fungi; Ascomycota; Sordariomycetes; Hypocreales; Hypocreaceae
Product: homogentisate 1,2-dioxygenase domain-containing protein
Exons: 3
Coding region: 1-1341 (446 amino acids)
Biological process (GO): L-phenylalanine catabolic process
Cellular component (GO): cytoplasm
Molecular function (GO): homogentisate 1,2-dioxygenase activity
Source: RefSeq, a predicted model, not a curated record